Molecule: messenger RNA, 895 nt
Organism: Callithrix jacchus (white-tufted-ear marmoset)
Lineage: Eukaryota; Metazoa; Chordata; Mammalia; Primates; Cebidae
Gene: SPATA46
Product: spermatogenesis associated 46
Biological process (GO): fertilization
Cellular component (GO): nuclear membrane
Source: RefSeq, a predicted model, not a curated record
AAUGUUUAUCGUCCGGACAACCCAGCCAGUCUCUCUAGAGCAGGUGUGUGAUCUCUGUGCCCUGCAGUGGUCAGAAUAUGGAGAACUUCUCACUCCUCAGCAUCUCUGGACCUCAAAUCUCUUCCUCCACCCUGAGUGCCUUUCCCGAUAUUAUGUCCUCUCGUGCCACCAGCCUGUCAGACAUUACAAAGACAACGGUGCCCACGGAGGCAUCCAGCCCAGCGCAGGCCCUGCCACCCCAGUACCAAAGCAUCACGGUCCAGCAAGGGGUGCAAAAUACAGUGCUCUCACCAGGCUACAGCUUCGGGAACAUCCAGCACGGGGAGCAGCUGAGGCGAAACUGUACCAUCUACAGGCCCUGGUUCUCCCCCUACAGCUACUUCGUGUCUGCAGACAGAGAGUGCCACCUGGAGGCCUACAACUUCCCAGAGGAGCAGCAGGAUGAGGGCAAGUGGGACAAUGGCCUUUCUGAGGACAUGGCUGAGAGCAUCUGUUCGUCCUCUUCCUCCACAGAGAACACUUGCCCCCGAGAAGUCACCAAGAAAUUCAGACAUGGCCUGGACUCCAUCACAUCCCAGGACAUCCUAAUGGCUUCCAGGUGGUACUCAGCACCGCAGAAUGGCUACAAGUGCGUGGCCUGCUGCCGCAUGUACCCCACCCUGGACUUCCUCAAGAGUCACAUCAAGGGGGGCUUCAGGGAAGGCUUCAGCUGCAAGGUGUAUUACCGUAAGCUCAAAGCCCUCUGGAGCAAGGAGCAGAAGGCUCUACUGGGAGAUAGGCUCUCCUUAGGCAGCUGCCAGGCCUUCAAGUAGUCCUGUUGAACACCUUAGGCAAAUUGGCAGUGAAGCCAACUUAUGUCUAUAGAGAGAUGCCAAUAAAGUUAGUCACAGCCUUC